ACAAGUUGUAUUAGGAGCUCUAGCUACUCUUGAAGGAGUUACGGUUACAGAAAUUCAUAACCGAUUCGAUCUACCAUUAUACGAUAAAGAUGGAUGAGGAAAAAAAAAAAAUGGCGCUUGUCAACAGCGCUUUACCCACUUUAUACCAACAUUACACAACUGGAGGAAUUGUCACAGGCUUAAAUGCAGAUACUCCACAAUUCACCUUAAAUAAUCGAAAUAUUACAAUCUUCAGUGGUGCAAUGCAUUAUUUUCGUGUACCACGAAAAUAUUGGCGUGAUCGUCUACGUAAAAUGCGUGCUGCUGGCUUAAAUGCUGUUGAAACGUAUGUGCCAUGGAAUUUACAUGAACCUGAACCGGGGAAAUAUGAUUUUGGAGAGGGUGGAACAGAUUUUGAAGAUUUUCUGCAUGUGCAAGAGUAUUUGAAAAUUGCACAAGAGGAAGAUUUAUUAGCUAUUGUUCGACCUGGUCCAUUUAUUUGCGCUGAAUGGGAAUUCGGUGGACUUCCUAGUUGGCUCUUACGUGAAAAGGAUAUUAAAGUGCGGACUUCUGAUUCAAAAUUUAUGGCCCAUGUGACUCGCUUUUUCAAUGUUUUAAUACCUUUGUUAGCUGCAUUACAAUUUUCAAAAGGUGGUCCAAUUAUUGCUGUUCAAGUUGAAAACGAAUAUGGAAGUACGGGAAGUAAUGAUAAACCUUAUUUACGUCAAUUGAAAAAUUUAUUACAAGAUAACGGUAUCGUAGAAUUACUGGUAACAUCUGAUGGUCCGUUUAGUGCUGAAAUCGGAACGUUACCAGGAGAGGUGCUACAAACAAUUAAUUUUAAUGGGAAUGCUGUUAAAAGUUUGGAUAAUUUACGUAAAAUACAACCGAAUAGACCUCUUAUGACAAUGGAAUAUUGGACUGGUUGGUUUGAUCAUUGGAGCGAGAGUCAUCAUACAGUAUCCACAAAAAAUUUUAGACAAGUUUAUCUUGAUAUUAUUUCGUAUCCAGCAUCUGUAAGUAUGUAUAUGUUCCAUGGUGGCACUAGUUUUGGAUUUCUGAACGGUGCGAAUAUGGAAGGUGGUCAAACUGAUAACGGUGGACUUCAACCAGAUACGACCAGUUAUGAUUAUGAUGCUCCAUUAACAGAAUCUGGCGAUUAUACCGAAAAGUAUGAGGUAGUUGUUGAACUUGUGGGUCAAUAUAAUCCUGAAAAAACACUUUUACCAGAUCGUCCAUCCGAAACACCAAAAAUUGUGUAUAAUAGUUUAGAAAUCAUCGAUGUUUUGGAAUUCUCAACAGUUUUAAGUAAGAUUGAUGGCAUUCCCAGCAAAAAUGUAGUUUCUAUGGAAGAGUUACCGAUAAAUAAUAAUUCGGGACAAAGUUAUGGAUAUAUUGUUUAUCAGAAAAAGAAUUUAAAUAUAAGAGCAAAUUCAGUUUUGAAAAUUCAAGGUCGUGUUUGCGAUACGUUAAUUGUUUUAAUCAAUGGACAACGAAUCACCGAACCACUGCUUAAAGCUGAUCAAUUAAAAGGAUUUGGUUAUUGGAAAAAAAAAGAUGGUGAAUUAAAUUUAGGUUCACAAGACUACGAAAAUGCCACAUUAGAAUUAAUUGUAGAAAAUUGGGGACGAAAUAAUUUUGGUGGAUUAAAUCAAUUCAACCAGAAAAAAGGAUUGUGGCAAGGGGAUGUAUUAUUAAAUAAUUCAACAUUGGAAAAUUGGACCAUUUAUCCUUUGGAAUUCCGAUCAAGUUGGACAAACUCUUUAUCUUCUUCGAGUUCAUGGAAACGUUUCUCUGAUUACAAGCAAUCUAAAAAUGAGAAAUCAGGUCCAAUUUUAUUAAAAACAAUUCUCAAAAUUGAUAAUCCUGUUGCUGAUACGUUUAUUGAUUUACGUGAUUGGGUGAAAGGAAUUGUUGUUGUAAAUGGUUUUGUGUUGGGUCGUUACAGUAUUAUAGGGCCACAAUAUUUCUUAUAUUUACCUGCUCCAUUGUUAAAAUCUGGCGAUAAUGAGAUUAUUAUUUUCGAACAUUUUACGCCAAGUUCGAAAUUAUCGUUUAGUAAGUCCCAGAUAUUUAACAAGAAAAAGUGAUACUCCACAAAAAGAUAAAUACUUUUGCCAUUCCUAGUUUUUUUUAAGUAUUUUAAAAUUCCUAUUCGACGUUGAAUUGUUAUGCAAAGUUUGCCUUUUAGUAUCAGCCAUAAUUUACUUUGCCAGGUUAAGCAUUGUAAUUUCGAUAUCCAGGGUUGAAUUGUUAUGCAAAGUUUGUCUUAAUUUGCCAAGUUAAGCAUUGUAAUUUCGAUAUCCAGGAAUUUAUUAUAAAUAGUACUUUGAUGUAAGGAUGACUUAUACUAAAAGGACGGACUCUUAGCAAAUCAAUGUCCAUCAUUGAAGGUGUGUCCUUUCGAAAGACACGCCUUGCGGGGAGUUCAUUAUUAGUUUUAAUAAAGAAUUUGAGUUUUUUU
Messenger RNA from Chrysoperla carnea, 2443 nucleotides. RefSeq names its product beta-galactosidase-1-like protein 3. Gene Ontology annotation, molecular function: beta-galactosidase activity. Gene Ontology annotation, cellular component: vacuole. The transcript is spliced from 12 exons. Lineage: Eukaryota; Metazoa; Arthropoda; Insecta; Neuroptera; Chrysopidae. The coding region runs from base 90 to 2069 and encodes 659 amino acids. Gene Ontology annotation, biological process: carbohydrate metabolic process. The record is from RefSeq and is a predicted model, not a curated record.